CUGCGUUUUAGUGCCAGCUGGAAGGGUGCUACGACGGACGGGACCCGAAGCUAUGGACCCAACGGCGUGACAGCUGAGUCGAUGGCGUUGCUAAAGUUGGAUAAUGUUUGGCCUUGAACCGUGAUAAUAUUAACGUGGUAUGCAUUUAACGGCAAUGAGUGCGGUAUCACUUGUUAGAUAGGAAAACGAGAGAGAGAGAGGGAGCGAGAGAGCGAGAGAGAGAGGAGCCAAAGUGGACUCCCUCCGUCGGUUGCGCCGUUCCGCCCGAUGGAGGCUGACGGGACCUUUGCAGAGAGCUGGAGGCCCGGAGUGUCACCUGUGAAACGUCCACACCUGGCUGUACAACGUCAUUAAAGGAGGACACUAGGCUUUUGACGACUUAUUUGACAACUUCUCAGCUUGAAUUCGUUAUUAAAAAGUUCGCAGGUCGACGUUAAGCUGCGAGAGGCAACCCCUCGAGCAAGAUGACCAUGAUAGAUAUCACUUAAAGAGAGGUUACUCGCCGCCUCAGGUAAAGAUAAUACAGGUGAGAAACACGCCGCAGCCUUUUUUUUUUGGACAUCAGGUUUGUUCAAUAAAGUUAGCAUAUAUCUCCUCCAGUACUAAGUUGACUCCCUGGCCCCUCGUUGUGCUCCGAGAACGGAUUGGUCGUGUCUCUCGAACAUUUUAAAGGACUUCUUUCUGGACAUUUCAUCAUCAAGUGUUCUUCCACAUCAACCAUGUCAUUCAAAGACAACCCCUGUCGGAAAUUUCAAGCCAACAUUUUCAACAAAAGUAAAUGUCAGAACUGCUUUAAGCCCCGGGAAUCACAUUUGCUCAACGACGAAGACUUAAAUCAGGCAAAACCUAUAUACGGAGGAUGGUUGCUGCUUGCACCCGAGGGAACAAAUUUUGACAAUCCUUUACACAGAUCCCGGAAAUGGCAAAGGAGGUUCUUCAUUCUGUACGAACAUGGCUUACUUCGCUAUGCCCUGGACGAAAUGCCCAGCACUCUGCCCCAGGGUACAAUCAACAUGAAUCAGUGCUCCGAUGUCAUCGAUGGAGAGUCCAGGACUGGUCAGAAGAACUCGCUGUGUAUCCUGACCCCCGACAAAGAGCACUUCAUCCGGGCUGAGUGUAAAGAAAUCAUCAACGGAUGGCAGGAGGCUCUGACUGUGUAUCCCAGAACCAACAAGCAGAACCAGAAGAAAAAACGCAAGGUCGAUCCACCCACUCAACAGGGUGGAGUCACUCCAAGCCAGUGUAAUUCCACUGAGGACAUGAAUGGACACCCAGAGCCUGGCCCCGCCAAGGUGACAGUGACCAGCAGCAACAGUGGAGGCAGCAUCCCGUGCCUGCCCAGCAGCAUCGCCAGUGCUGAGCGUGUCCCAAUGAGCCGUGCCACUCUGUGGCAGGAGGAGAGCCGCUGGAGCAGGGCCACCAUCCCCUGUAGCCGCAGUGCCUCCUGUCUCAGCCAGCUGAGCCAGAGCCAACCAGACUCCAGUAUCACUACUCAAGAUGAUGGUGGCACCAUGAGCACUGGACGCAAGGUACGAGUGGAGAGCGGUUACUUUUCCCUGGAGAAGACCAAGUCGGAGCCCUCUCCACAGCCUACACCGCAUUCCCAGCCACCUCAGCCGCCUCAACAUCUACCCCUGUCCUCUUCAUUAUCUUCCUCCUCAUUAGGAGCUCCCAGUCCCAGGUACAACUCUGAGUCAGAACCCCAAACUUCCCCUUAUCAACCCUCCCAAGAUCCUCUCCCCUCUCCAGGUUCCCUCAUUUCCCCCAGCUACUCCACCAUCAGCUCCUCCCAGAGCUCGCUGGACUCUGAACCCAGCAGUAGUGCACCAGCCUGGGAGGGCCACGGUGGUGGUGGAGGUAGUACCAGUAGUGUCAGUGGAGGAGGAGGCAGACUGGGCCGGUCUGGCAGGGAAUAUGCAGCGCUAUCUGACGUGCCACGGGCUCGCAGGCUGACCUACCGCGAAGCUUUCCGUUCAGACAAAAAGCGUCAAGAGCUGAGGGCACGCACACGCAGUCCUGGCAGAGAGGAGGUGGCUCGGCUGUUUGGGGAGGAGCGCAGGCGUUCUCAAGUCAUCGGCCGUUUUGAGGAGGGUCAACCUGUGGAGCAUAUGGACACCAGUAGCUCCAAUGAGCUGACCUCCAACAUCACUCUAAUCCAGAGACAAGGCCGCAGCGAGAGACGCUAUCUUUCUAACAAACAUGAGUUGUCACUGGAUGCAGGAAAGGACCGUUCAGUCCCUGAUGUGUCCACCUCCAAUUUUGCCAACUUAAGAAGAGCCAAGUCACUGGACCGCAGAGUCACUGAGUCCUCAAUGACUCCAGAUCUGCUGAACUUCAAAAAAGGAUGGAUGACCAAGCUGUAUGAAGAUGCAGUGUGGAAGAAACACUGGUUUGUUCUCACAGAUCAGAGUCUAAAGUACUACAAGGAUUCAAUAGCUGAGGAGGCUUCAGAACUGGAUGGUGAGAUUGACCUUUCCACAUGUUAUGAUGUCAAAGAGUUCCCAGUCCAGAGGAAUUACGGCUUUCAAAUCCUGUAUAAAGAUGGAGCAUGCACCCUGUCGGCCAUGACCUCUGGAAUCCGUCGCAACUGGAUUCAGGCCAUCAUGAAGAAUGUGCGACCCAUCAUUGCCCCUGAUGUCACCCGAUCCCUCCCCGAGGAGAAGAUAAAAGCUCAAGUGACGCUGGAGCCGUGUCUACAGGCCACCCCUGAGCUAAGCCCCAGUCCUGAAUCACCCAAGAUUGAUGUCAACAGACAGCCAGCUGGCAACAAUGCUUCCACCCCUCCCUCUGAGCCACGAAAAAGCAGAGUUCGUGAGCGCAGACGAGAGGGCCGCUCGAAGACCUUUGACUGGACUGAGUUCAAAAUGGAACAGACAGAAAAGCCUGUGAAAGAACGGGCAGACACAGUUGACCUCAGCUCAUCGUUCUCCACAACCUCCUCCUACUGCUCACCCUCCUCUUCCCAUUCCUCAUUAGCUUCCUCUCCUGUCUCUACCUCCUCCCUCCAAACGUCCUCUUUAUCAGGUGCUCACCCACCUUCUAUGACAGAAGAAACAGAAAAGGAGAAUAUAAGGAGAGGUAUCCCUCCACACAGCACAACCAGUGCAACCCACAUGCCAAAUACGGUUACUGUUACCUUGACGUCCACGUUAAACACUACAUCACCAGUACAGCCAUCAAUGCCUGAAUGCCAAGAGCAAGGAAAGAUGGAGGUAGACCACCCUGAAGCUGUGCAUACUGCUAGUAAAGAUAAGAAGGACAAGAGAACCCCAGCUGUCCAGGAAGAGAUUGAGCAGCGAUGGCAUCAGGUGGAGACAACACCGUUAAGAGAGGAGAAGCAAGUGCCCAUCAACACAGCUGUAGGAAACUCUGGUAACUCUGACAGAUUGCCUGCACAUGAGCUUGCAGCGCUACUAGACAAAGAGUUGGGACAAAAGCAGAAGGAGCUGGACCGACUGCAGAAGCAGAACAACUGUUUAAAAGAGCAGCUCGAAGAUGCUCUCGGGAGAGAACAAAGUGCCAGAGAGGGCUAUGUAUUGCAGGCCACGUGUGAACGUGGCUUUACAGCAAUGGAAGAAACACACCAAAAGCUGAUUGAAGACCUCCAGAGGCAGCAUCAGAGGGAGAUUUCCAAACUUAUGGAAGAGCGAGAGAGGCUAUUGGCUGAGGAGACUGCCGCUACAAUUGCUGCUAUUGAAGCGAUGAAGAAUGCACACAAGGAGGAGCUGGAGAAGACCCAGCGCUCCCAGCUGAGUGGACUGAAUUCUGACAUUGAUGAACUUCGAUUACAAUAUGAGGAGGAGCUUCAGUCCAUCCAGAGGGAACUGGAGGUGUUGUCAGAGCAGUACUCUCAGAAAUGUCUAGAGAACGCUCACCUGGCCCAGGCACUGGAGGCUGAGAGGCAGGCCCUCAGACAGUGUCAGAGAGAGAAUCAGGAGCUGAACGCUCACAACCAGGAAUUAAAUAACAGGCUGACUACAGAGAUCACUCGGAUGCGCUCUUGUUUCAGUGGUGAAACUGCAUUGUCACCACUUACCCACGGCAAAGAUGUUUAUGAACUGGAGGUGCUGCUUCGAAUUAAGGAGUCGGAGAUCCAGUAUCUUAAACAGGAAAUCCACUCUUUGAAAGACGAACUGCAAUCUGCUUUGAGGGACAAGAAAUAUGCCACAGACAAAUACAAAGAUAUCUAUACAGAGCUCAGCAUUGUGAAAGCAAAGGCUGACUGCGACAUCAGCAAACUGAAGGAGAAGCUGCUUAUCGCCACGGAAGCAUUAGGCGAGAGGACUGUUGACGGAACAGUUACAUCUGGAUACGACAUUAUGAAAUCAAAAAGUAAUCCAGAUUUCCUGAAAAAAGAACAAUCCAAGCUGUCAAGAGGAGUAAGGUCAAAGUCUGUCAUUGAACAGGUCUCAUGGGAUAGCUGACACUCCCAAUGUGGGGUGAUUCUCCCCCCCCAAACCCCACCCCAAGAUGUGCUGUAGAGCCUGAAAGAGGGACUAACUGUGCAGGAGCGCAUGAAGCUUUUUGAGGCGAAAGAUUCCAAAAAGAUUUAAAUCUCAAGAAUCUUAAGUUUCUUUUGUCGUUCCUGGCCUUGGUUUUUGACCAGAUUGCCAUGGCUGUGCCAGCAGCAGCUGAUGACUCUCAUAGGAAAUGGGGGAAAAAAGGUCAAUUCUAAAACUGGACCUGCUGCUUUCAUGCCUCUGAUAAGUUAAGAUAUUUUUAUUUGAUAUUCUUUUUAAUUCAUGGAAAAAAGUUUUACUGAAUGAAUCUUGUCUAGCUUUCUUUAAAAAAAAACACAUAGGUAUAUAAUCUGUCUAAGGUGGAGAUGUGUCAAAUAAGCUGUGAGAGGGAUACAUGGCAGCAUUUUGUUUUUUAUUGAUCCUCCAAAAUGCCAAAACAGACAGCAAUACACAGUAUGAAUAAUAUAUAUUUCCCAAUAUGGAUUAAGUAUCUGCUGUAUUUUAUUAUUGUUACAAUUUCUAUAUCUAAUAGUUUUUAAUGUGUUUAAUGGUGCACCUGUUCUGUUGUACAUAACUACUGGAUAUAUGUAAGAGUAUGGUUUGCUAUUGAUUGUGUGGGGCAUCUGCUGUACUAUAACUAUGGUUUGAUUGAUAGUGGAAAACAAUGUGAUGCUUAACUUGCUUAUGUAUGAGAGUUUUAUAAAGUGGAGUGUCUGUGUGUGAAGGGGGAAAAGCAGGGUGGGAUUGCACUUAUCACUUGACUACUUGAGGAAGCUUUUUUUGUCUCAAAUUGGUGUAGUGACUUCAAGUCAAUUAUUGCAGUGCAACCAAACAUCAUGACUUCUGUCAAACUUAGUGAACAGCCGUGACUUGUUAGUGAUUACUGGAUUAUUAUUUUUUAAGUUUCUUAAAACCUUUGUGUUUGCUCAGUUUUGACUUGAUGUGUGAGAGUAUCAUCUCAAAAAAACUAUUUAGGACUUUGCAUGACUGUACAGUAUAAUUUGAAUUGCAGAAUGAUCAUGUUGCCUCAUUUUCCUACUUUAUGCUUAGUGUGGAACUCUUAACACUAAUAAGCUUUGCUUUGCAAGUCCUACUGUUUAGGUGUUGAGAUUGAAAUGUUUUACUGUAAGCGGCAGUCUUGAAGCACUUGGCCCAAUCCCUCGACCUCUCACUGAAAUCUAGUCGUGCCUCAACUGAGUGAAGAAUAUAAACAUCCAUGAAACCUGUGCAGCUAUGGAAACACACUGUAUAGUAUUCAAACCACGCCUUGUAUAUACGUAUGCCACAUGGAAGACUUCUGUGUUUUUGUUUUAAACUUGUACCUUGCUCACUAGCUCUAUAUGAAAUAUAUAUGAAUAUUUUUUAUUUUCAUUUGAAUGUAUAACGUCAAAUAAAUGAAGUGUUUGGAAA
This is a messenger RNA of Scomber japonicus (chub mackerel), 5870 nucleotides long. RefSeq names its product myosin phosphatase Rho-interacting protein (gene mpripa). Gene Ontology annotation, biological process: actin filament organization. Bases 720 to 4424 code for a protein of 1234 amino acids. Gene Ontology annotation, cellular component: actin cytoskeleton. The transcript is spliced from 25 exons. NCBI's taxonomy places the organism in Eukaryota, Metazoa, Chordata, Actinopteri, Scombriformes, Scombridae. The record is from RefSeq and is a predicted model, not a curated record. Gene Ontology annotation, molecular function: actin filament binding.